Messenger RNA from Carica papaya (papaya), 2699 nucleotides. Its product is annotated as putative disease resistance protein RGA4. NCBI's taxonomy places the organism in Eukaryota, Viridiplantae, Streptophyta, Magnoliopsida, Brassicales, Caricaceae. The record is from RefSeq and is a predicted model, not a curated record. Gene Ontology annotation, molecular function: ADP binding.
UCAGCUCUCUUUCAACUCACAAACAUAUGCGAAUAGACUCGAAUCACGUUCUCACUCAACCAAUCGAUUCUACUGAAGAAUGGCCGAGCCAGUUGUGGCUGCAAUCUUGCAACAGUUGGCAACCAUUAUUGAUCGAGAGGUAAGGGAAGGGGUUAAGCUGGUGGUGGGUGUGGAGAAGGAAGUCCGAAGACUGAGCAGCAAUCUCAGCGCCAUUGAAGCUGUUCUUGAAGACGCCGAGAAGAAACAGCUCAAGGAUGCGGCUGUCAAAGAUUGGCUAGCUAAGCUCAAAGAGAUAUCUUACGACAUGGACAAUUUGGUGGAUGAAUGGAACACUGCAAUCACGAAAAAACAAAUCGCUAGUGGUGAAAACGCUCCUCUUCAUGGAAAGGUACUCUCUUCGAUCCUCCGCCCUUGUGUUUCUCUGGCUCACUCUUGUUUUCGAUAUGGUAUUGCUCGUAAAAUUAAGGAAAUGGAUGAGAGAUUGAGUGUGAUUGCGGUAGAGAAAGAUAGGUUUAAUUUUAGUCAUAUAAGAGGAGCAGAAGAACCUGAGCGACUUAGAACGACAUCGUUUUUUGAUGAAUCUGAAGUACGGGGUAGGGAUGGGGAGAAAGCUUUGGUGUUGACAGAGUUAUUGUCAGGUAGUCAAAGCCCUAGUCAACCUUAUAUCAUGUCUGUUGUGGGGAUGGGUGGAAUUGGCAAGACCACUCUUGCCCAACUUGUAUACAAUGAUAAAGAGGUGAUUAGAUAUUUUGACAGAAGGAUUUGGGUGUGUGUCUCUGAUCCAUUCGAUGAGGUCAAGGUUGCCAAAGCAAUCCUUCAAUCCCUUAACGGAGAUUCUCCGAAUUAUACCGAGUUCGAGACUAUUCUGGUUAAAAUACAUGAAGCUAUCGUGGGCAACAAGUUCCUUCUCAUCCUAGAUGAUGUUUGGACUGAAGAUCGUGCAAGAUGGGAACCACUGCACCAUUGUCUCAAGUGUGGUGCACAGGGAAGUAGAAUUUUGGUUACCACCAGGAAAGAAACGGUUGCAUUGAUGAUGGAGACGAAUUACAGAGUCACCUUGGAGAGUUUGUCUGAGAAAGAUUGCUGGUCUUUGUUUGGUCGGAUUGCUUUUUUUGGAAGACGUGACGAAGAGCGUGAAAGCUUAGAAGAUGUUGGCAAGGAAAUUGUUAAAAAAUGUAAAGGCUUGCCUUUAGCUGCAAAAACCCUUGGGAGCCUCUUGCGGUUUAAGAGAACUAGAGAAGAGUGGCAGAGUGUUAUGAACAGUGAGUUAUGGGAACUAGAAGAGGCUGAAAAAGGUAUUUUCCCUCCAUUAUUGUUGAGUUAUUAUGAUUUGCCAUCCACAUUGAGGCGCUGUUUCUCAUACUGUGCUGUGUUCCCUAAGGACUACAAGAUAGAGAAAGAUAGGUUGAUUAAGUUGUGGAUGGCACAAGGUUAUAUAAGGCCAAGAGGGAGUCAAAGGGUGGACAUAGUUGCCCAAGAAUACUUUGAUCACCUAGCAAUGCGCUCUUUCUUUCAGGAUUUUGAGAAGGACGAGGAAGGUGAUAUUGUCAUAUGCAAAAUGCAUGACAUAGUGCAUGAUGUUGCUCAGUUUUUAACCAAGAACGAGUGUCUAUUGAUUGAAGUCAAUGUAAGGGGAGAACCCAAAUUGAACCUUUGUUUUCAAAAAGCAUGUCAUUCCACAAUGAUACUUCCAAGUGGUGCACCAUUUCUCGUUUCUCCUUAUGAUGGUAAAAAAUUGCGUAGUCUGUUGCUUCAAUUUAUUGGAAGGCCUUCUAUCAGUGCUGAGGCUCUACAUGAUUUAUUUGAUCAACUAACAUGUUUAAGGGCAUUGGAUUUACAUGAUAGUUUAAUUGAAGAACUUCCACGGGAGAUAGGAAAAUUGAGACAUUUGAGGUUUCUUGAUUUGUCGUACAAUGUGAAGUUAAAAGUUUUACCAGAAUCCCUUUGUGACUUAUGUAACCUUCAGUCCUUGAAUAUCUCGGGCUGUAAUUAUCUUAAGAGUCUACCAUGUGGAAUUGGAAAACUAAUCAACUUAAGGUUUAUAGAUAAUUCCCAAACUGUACAUCUGAGCUUCAUACCACAAGGAAUUGGGAGAUUAACUUCUCUUCAGAGGUUAACAAUGUUCUUUGUCACUGGUAAAGGCAAAAAACAUGGAGCAUCCACUCUUGCAGAUUUAAAGUACUUAAACCAUCUUCAAGGGACUUUACAGAUAGGAGGGCUGGGAAAUGUAGCAAAUGUUGCAGAGGCUAAGAAAGCAGAACUUCUGAGUAAGAAAUACCUAGCAAAAUUGCAGUUAAGUUUUGAUGGAAAGGAAGCAAACUCCAGGAUGAUUCAUGACAGCAAACUUCUGGAAGCCUUAGAGCCACCUCCAGAUUUGAAGUGUCUUUCAAUUCAGUUCAAUGAAGGCAAGAUAGUUUCACCUAAUUGGAUGAUGUCAUUAGCCAAGUUGAAAGAACUAAAACUGAUUCAAUGUAACAACUGUGAGCAUUUACCUCCACUGGGGAAACUGUUAUCCCUUGAGUCACUUGUUGUAUCAGGGAUAAGAAGAGUGAAAAAUGUCGGAAUUGAAUUUUUGGGAAUCAAAGUCGAUGGUGCCGCAAACAACCCUUCCAUUGUUGCCUUCCCUAACUUGAAGCUACUCAAAUUUGGGUACAUGGAUGAGUGGCAAGAAUGGGAUUUCAGAUCCCACUAACAGCAAA